This is a messenger RNA of Exophiala dermatitidis NIH/UT8656, 1524 nucleotides long. Its product is annotated as acyl-CoA-dependent ceramide synthase. Lineage: Eukaryota; Fungi; Ascomycota; Eurotiomycetes; Chaetothyriales; Herpotrichiellaceae. The record is from RefSeq and is a predicted model, not a curated record. Gene Ontology annotation, molecular function: sphingosine N-acyltransferase activity. Gene Ontology annotation, cellular component: membrane. The transcript is spliced from 2 exons. Gene Ontology annotation, biological process: ceramide biosynthetic process. The coding region runs from base 1 to 1524 and encodes 507 amino acids.
AUGGACUGCAAGAAUUUGAAAGACCAAGAGAAAUUAGAGAGAAUAUGUCAGUCGACGACCAACCGGCGGCCACACAAUGAGACCCCAUCCCAAAAGACAGCAUGGCCUAGAUGGCAUGAAAGAGGCAAACAAAAGAGCAGCGUGGCCCUCGCUUGUGCCUGGGUGGUGGACCACCAGAUUGCUAUAUCGGCGAACCUCAUAUCAAUGCUUUUCUUCGUGCACAUAUUCUUUCCAUCGGCACGGCAUCACACACAAAAGUUCUUCCGCAUAUCGUACUACAACCCGCUAACUGGCAUGUUCGCGCUCGGAUGGGACGACAUCUUCUUCGUGUUUUACUGGAUCAUUGUGUUCAGCGGGCUGCGAUGUGCCGUAAUGGACUAUUUCCUUGCACCGUUGGCGUCGGCGCUGGGCAUCAAGAAGAAAAAGCCAAAAGUCAGAUUCGCGGAACAAGCAUGGCUUCUGCUGUACUACAGCAUUUCCUGGUCCGUCGGCAUGUACACCAUGUACACCUCGGACUAUUGGUUGGACCUGCGAGCAUUGUGGCGGAACUGGCCGGUUCGGGAGAUGGAAGGGCUGGCGAAAUGGUACUACCUGGUCCAGUUCGGCUUCUACCUUCAGCAAAUUGUCGUGGUCAACAUCGAGGAGCGCCGCAAGGAUUACCUCCAGAUGUUUGUCCACCACAUCAUCACCUGUUGUCUCAUCUUCACCUCAUACGGCUACCACCAGUAUCGGGUUGGCACGCUCAUCAUGUCCCUGAUGGACAUUGUGGACGUGAUCCUACCCUUGGCCAAAACCCUGAAGUAUCUGCACUUCAACGUUGCAUGUGACAUUGCGUUUGGCGUCUUCAUGGUUACCUGGUUCGUUACCCGACAUGUGCUGUACAUUGUGGUCUUGUACGGUAUUUAUGCCCACAUCCCACAGGAGAUUCGAUAUGGGUGCUACAAGGGAAGCGUGCUGGAUCUCCAGGGCCCACUGCCCAUCCCAGAUGAUUGGGACCACCUGACCCAACCGUUCCGUGACCCCGUCGGACUGGUGUGUUGGAACAACAAGAUCAAAUGGGCGUUUCUGCUCUCGCUGUUUGCAUUGCAAGUCGUGCUACUCGUGUGGUUCGCCGCCAUCAUUAGAGUCGCCUACAAAGUCAUCACUGGUCAAGGGGCCGAAGACGUCCGCUCAGACGACGAAGACGAUGAAGAAGAGGACGAAGACAACAACAUCCGAACUGCCAGGGCCCCUCAUAGCGCUCCCGAGAACAAAGCAAACAAUUACAUCGAUUCAGUCCAACUCUGCGUCGAGCCCCAUCACGAGACUGAAAUCCUCAGCACAGAUCCCACGUUCUCCUUAUCCAAUUCAAACAAGUCUUCUUCUCGUGCCGAGCUCGCCCGGUCGACCUCCUCGAGCAGCGGCCGGCGGAAGCUCAAGCCCGAAUCGGCCCACGCCUCGGGCGUCAAUCGACUUGCUGCAAGCAGUGAUCGCAAGGAACUCUUGGGCCGCAUCGGCUGUGAUAAAGGCACUGCUUCCGACUAG